AAACUGUCCGAUGUCAUCAGAAUGGUUUGCCCAUACUUCGCAAUGUGCGGGCUGGUGCUGGCCGGAAGCGCCCAGCCAUUGUCCAGGGCUCCAUUUAUGGAGUGCAAGGGCACUGCACUGCUUUUGCGCACGCUCGCGAUGCUUCCCCUCCCCUUUCCGAUGACGCUUUGUGCUUGUGAAGUCAUCAAAAGAUCUACGUGGGAGAAUGUCCACAUCCUUGUCGACAAGUGGCCAGACAUCGAUCUGCCUCACAGCCGCGUCAUUCGCAAGGUCCUUUGGGCCAUCACCCACAACCAGAUGCUCGAGCAGCACGCAGAGGACUGUGGCUUUGCCUUGCUGGUCAUUUUGCUGGUGGCAUUGCGAGCCAUUGACUAUGAUGAUGGCGCAGAAGGGGCGAGAAGCGCCUACCUUUACUUGACGCAGUCCUUGCUGCCAAAGCUGGAGCCACACUUUGAGGCUGCUGCUUUGGAUGGCUGGAAGCCUGAUCUGACAGAUUUGAGGAUCUACCCUUUCCUUAUGGGUCUCAGACAGCAUGACUGCCACGGAACCAUGUUGAAGAUCUAUGUCUACAAGCUGCCGGAGCUCACACGCGGGGUACUGCAUUGCCACCAUGGCCAGUGGGGCAUCGAGGCUUUGAUCCCCCACUGGCUUCGACAAGGCUCUUGUCUGACUACGAAUCAUGAAGAGGCCGACUAUUUCUUUGUGCCCUGGCACACCUGGUGUGACCGGAUCGUGCACAAGAUGAACCAAUCUCGCCGGGAGGUGUCAGCUGUGUAUAUUGAUUUAAUGAAGCGGAAGCAAGAGCUGCUACCUCACUGGACGAAGAAUGAAGGUCAUGAUCACGUGUUCAUUUUUUCGGAUCAGGGCAUGAACUUUUUCCCAGAGUGGCGCGACUACAUUCCACACUCCAUGUUUGUUGUCACAGAAGCCUUGACUCCCCGAUGUGGGCCAAGCUGUUUUAACGCAUGGAAGGACUUCACGGUUCCAGGUCAUACGGACUAUUUUAGGUAUCGGCGUAUGGCUAUGUUCAAUCUGCCAACUGAUCAGCGGACGUUGCUCUUGAACUUCCACGGUCGCCAUCCGGGCUUGAAUGACCUUUACAAAAACAAUUAUGUGCGUGGCAACAUUAUCCGAGUGUUUGAUGGUCUUGAAGGUGUCAGCGUUGGUGGUUUCACCGACGACUACUUUGAACGCAUGGGCGCGUCACACUUUUGCUUGGUGCCCAUGGGAACAUCGUCGUGGACUAACCACCUUUAUGAAGCUUUCCACGCCGGUUGCAUUCCGGUGAUUCUGAGUGACGGGUUUAAGGUGCCGUUUGAAAGUUUUCUUGACUGGCCCAGUUUUUCCGUGAAAUGGCCCAUGACAGAUGUCAGCAAGAACUUGCACAAGUUCCUGCUGGACACUCCACUCUGGCUUUUGCGCAAAAUGAAGGCAGCCGUGGACGCACACGCUUGCUGGUUUGACUGGCACCAGGUGUCUGAACCAGCUCAAGCGUGCUCGCCUUAUCUGGGCAUCCUUCGUGAGUUGGAAAGGAAGAAGCCUGCGAUGCCCCGGACGUCGGGGCCAUUCUGGCAACAUGAGGAAAAGCUGUAGCUUGGCUCAGCGGGCGCCCACGCACAUGUUUCCACAAGUCACCGGUCACAGCAGUCGGGCGUGGUUUGUGUUCUGUUCUGUCUGGUUGCGGCUGUCACGGGCCAACGUCGCGGCAAUGGUGGCGCUGCGCGCGUGACGCGCGCAUGGCGAGACUGAGUGCUGGUGUUGU
This is a messenger RNA of Effrenium voratum, 1762 nucleotides long. The record is from the annotation of a GenBank genome assembly. Lineage: Eukaryota; Dinophyceae; Suessiales; Symbiodiniaceae.